GUCGCCAUAUUUGCUUGUAUCUUUAUAUGGGGAAAUAAAACACAGGGGUUUUGAGGGUCACGAUCGAGUAUACCUACAGGAGUUUGAAUAAAUUCAGCACUCAGAAAGGACGCAGAUAAGCUAUGUUCCAUGAGAUCAAGGGCAAGAACGUCGCCUAUGACCGCGACCACAGCCACGCCUCCUGGACGCCCAUACAGAGUGGUGGCAUUGUGUUUACGGCGCGUCCACUCACUGGAUUUGAGCCCGUCACCUUGACAUUGGAGGGUACGGGUGCAAUAGAGCUUGGAAUAACUACAAAAGACCCGCAGUCGCUUGGAGGUGCAGUGCCGGAAACCACGCAGCUGUUAGAAGGCUACCACUUCCUGAAUGAUGUCAAGAUUCACAAGCGGAAGUGCACGAUGAGUAUUAAUCUGGAUGAGUCAGCCAUGGAGGUGGUAUCGAGCUACGGGGGUGGUCAUUACAAGCACCGUAUCCAAUCAAACACGGACUACUUUGUUGUGGCGGAGGUUAAAUAUGGGGCAGUGGAACUUCGGCUUGAAGCAACAGGGAACGACAACACGCGCCAAGAGUUCUCCGAGAAUCAUGGCCGAAAUAUCAAGCGUCUAAAUAACCCUGCUGUAACAACGAGCCUUCACAAGAGCCCGGCCGCCCUGUGCUUUGUCAGCGAGCCGCUUUCACCGGAAGUGACUAUUAAACUCUCAUGCACCCCCAAACCAUACCAGAGCACUAUUCCCGGCAGGUUCUAUCUGCUACUCCGAUACACAAAACAAGACCCACGGGAGUUCCAGAUCAAAAACAGGGGCAAGUUUGACGUAUCAGUUCCGUUGGGCGACAACGACGAGGAACCCGCCUGGUUGCAGAUUGAAAAGCUAGAAAAGGAUGAGUGUACCGGAAACGCUGUAGUGCUCAAAUUCACGGGCGAAGCCAUCGAUAUCUGGUCCGCGAAGGGUCGACGGAAACGUACAACCUGUCACCUUAGGGCGAAUGAGAAAGUUUGGCUGGUCUUGGAACUGUAUGGAAUAACUGUUCGUGUAGAGACGAGUUUUCUAGAAGGCCCUAGUCCAAGUCACUUUCUGUGUCCUGACAUACCGGAAGAUCCUUAUGAAAACUCUGCUGUGCAUGCGUAUUAUCGGUAUGAUACGCCAAGCGAACACGAAAACGAGGCACUUCCUGUUCAAGGUCCGACGUUUGUGCCAGCGUCGACGGCCCCUCCGGCGUCACCGGAAGACCCGGUGUAUUUGAAAGACGUGAUUCAAAAACACUUUACCUAUUUGAAGAACAAUUUUACAGUGACGGACGUUAUUGACCACAUGUACGAGAACAAAAUGAUCACGCAUACUGAACUUACGUCAAUUGCAUCCCACCAGCCUGCCAUGCAAACCAGGUCGGUUCUUGUGAAUAUUUUAUCAAAUCGGCCGGUGAGCAAGAAAGCCUUUAUAAAUGCGUUAAAUAAGACUCACCAAGAAUUUCUAAUCGAAAAGUUUUUCCCAGAAAAAGAUUAAAUUGUAUGACAACCCGCCAUUUGUGUUGGGCCUUAACAGACAUCCGCCUUGUAUAGUUAAAAACAUUAACAGCACGUUUUUCAUUUCUCAGUAUUAAAAUCUGUGUUGAUGUAAGUAAAGAUAUUGUGUUCUAUUCUAAUACAUAUGUCCAAGCUGCAUGUCAAUGGUCUUCAUUCUCUUGUCCAAACCUAGUGCCCAACCACUUAGUGUUGGAGCUACAUAGGAGUCACAAAGGGACAUGUCAGCUUUUCUCCACAACUCCAUAUGUUUUUGAGGUAUUGACUUCCAAAUUCAUACACAUUCUUGGCUGUGUAAAGGAAAAGUAAUUUUGCACCAGAAACAUUUAUUUUGUGUGUGGUAUUUUGAAUAUUAUUUCCCUGUGAUUAUUUUUAUACUUAUUUGCUAACUUCGCUCAAUUGUUAUAAUAAUGUUUUGAAGUAUUGACUUCAACCGAAAAAAAGAAACAUUAGGUCUGUUUAUUUAGUUGUUGCCUUCUCGCUGCCAUAGGGAUAUAUAAGGAAAAUAUAUCACUCCUUGUGAACGGCAUGUUUAGGGUUUUCAAUUGUUAAUUAUGGAAGGCACGUUGGUAAAUGAUAAGGUGGCAUGUAUGAGUAUAAUGACGUGAAGUGGUUGUUAAAUCAUGGAAAAUAUUGAAAUAAGUGGUUGUUAUUAAACUUUUAUAGAUAA
Mya arenaria is the source of this 2189-nucleotide messenger RNA. RefSeq lists its product as uncharacterized. Lineage: Eukaryota; Metazoa; Mollusca; Bivalvia; Myida; Myidae. The record is from RefSeq and is a predicted model, not a curated record. The coding region runs from base 123 to 1502 and encodes 459 amino acids. The transcript has 6 exons. Gene Ontology annotation, biological process: regulation of apoptotic process.